AUGGAGCAGACCCAGUGUGGCAGAAGAGACCGCAGCGGCAGCGGCCGACCCCACCUGGCCCCCGGGCUGGUGGCAGCGGCCCCUCCACCGCUCGGGAUACCGGUUCCUCCAACUUUCCUGCGUCCUCCCACCCUUUUUCUACAGGCAGCCGCCACCGCCGCCUCCACCGCAGGAAGCGGAGGCUGCCCGUCGGCUCCCGGGCUGGAGAGGGGGGUGGGCCCGGUGGGCUGCGGCUACCCGCGGACUCCCAAGUGCGCCCGUUGUCGCAAUCACGGCGUCGUAUCGGCGCUCAAGGGCCACAAGCGCUUCUGCCGCUGGCGGGACUGCGCUUGUGCCAAGUGCACCCUGAUCGCCGAGCGCCAGCGCGUCAUGGCCGCCCAGGUGGCGCUGCGCAGGCAGCAGGCCCAGGAGGAGAGUGAGGCCCGGGGGCUGCAGAGCCUCUUGUACCCGGCACACUCGGGGCCUGGGGUUUGGACCUCCGGAGGCAGGAGCAGAACCGAGAAUUCCCAGGUGGCGAGCCUCCCUGCGGAGGUGACUACGCUGGGACUGGAUGCCUUGAGACAGGCUAGUGGUCUGGCGACCCCUGCUUUCGAGGUUUUCCAGCCAGAUUAUAUGGAGCAAAAGCAAGAACAAAAAGACAGUAAAUAUGACUCAUGCCAGAGUGGACAAAAAGAACCAGUCUCCAAAUCCCAUCAACCUACCCUGGGAUCAUCUCCUAAGUCUAUUGGUGUCAUUGGAAAACAAAAUCUUAGGGCAUCCAUUUCAGAAAACUCAAGCAAGGAUGAGCACAUUCUGUCUCCUCACCCUGAGGAACAAUCAGGAGGUGAAGAGAGUCCCAGGUCUCUAUCAUCUUCUGAUCUGGAAUCGGGAAAUGAAAAUGAGUGGGUCAAAAACUUCAGUACUGCCAGAUCCAGACUUUGCACAGUAUCUGCAAGAUCAAGAGAUCCUCUUGAUAUCCUUACCAAGAUUUUCCCAAGUUACAGGCGCAGCCGACUAGAAGGCAUUCUACAGCUCUGCAAAGGGGAUGUGGUCCAAGCUAUCGAACAGGUCCUAAAUGGGAAAGAACACCAAUCAGACACCAGGAACCUAGCAAGCUCAGGAGAAUUGGGAGCUACAGCUUUUCAGAGAGCUUCAAAUUUUAGUUUAGCUAGAAUUGGUUUUGGAACUCUAGGAAAUAAAUCAGCCUUCUCUCCUCUUCAAACCGCUUCUGCUUCUGGAGGUGAUUCAAGUCUCUACAGCUUAAGUCCUAGACUAGGUAUCAGUCCAUUACGGCUGGCAUAUUCCUCUCCAGGAAGAGGGUUAUCUGGUUUCAUGUCUCCCUACCUAACUCCCGGGUUGGUACCACCAUUGCCUUUUCACCCAGUUUUGGAUUAUGCCUUUUCAGGGAUGAUUAGGGAUUCUUCCUACCAUCCCAGUAAAGACUUUGUAACUGGUAGCAGACUGUAUUCCAGGCUGAAUCAGGAUAAUCUUUAA
This is a messenger RNA of Molossus molossus (Pallas's mastiff bat), 1473 nucleotides long. RefSeq names its product DMRT like family A1 (gene DMRTA1). Gene Ontology annotation, cellular component: nucleus. Gene Ontology annotation, biological process: sex differentiation; regulation of transcription by RNA polymerase II. The record is from RefSeq and is a predicted model, not a curated record. Lineage: Eukaryota; Metazoa; Chordata; Mammalia; Chiroptera; Molossidae. The coding region runs from base 1 to 1473 and encodes 490 amino acids. The transcript has 2 exons. Gene Ontology annotation, molecular function: protein binding; DNA-binding transcription factor activity, RNA polymerase II-specific; RNA polymerase II cis-regulatory region sequence-specific DNA binding.